UACGAUAUAUUUCAUGCAGGAGAGUGUUUCAGUUUGAUCUUUAGAAGUAAAGUUUCAGUUUUCGGCUUCAUCUUUUCGAUCGUAGACAAGCGAUUUGCAGCAGCUAUAGGACAGAUUUCUUUUGAGUUCUUAACAGCUGGAUAUGGACUCCACAACUCAACUUUGUCUUGUAAUACUUUUUGUGACAACUUUUAUGAAUGAAUCACGCGGUGCUAAGGAUAAAGAGCUGUACUGUGGUGUAUGCCAUAUCAUUGCUGAUGAGCUUCAGUGGGAAAUUUCUCAAGUUGAUCCCAGAAAGACUUUAGAGGUGGAGAGUUUUAGAGUGGAUCCAAGAGGAAACCAAAAGACAAAAAAGAUUCAAUAUGCAAGAUCAGAGACUCAUCUGAUAGAACAGCUCGAUAAUAUGUGUGAAAAAAUGAAUUCUUACGCUGAGUCAACUGAUCCCAACACGGGAAAGAAGUCAUACAUCAGAACCACCUCACGAUCUGGUGAGGCGGUCACACUCAGUAAUGUGGCAAUCAGUGGUGACAUUGCUCAGAAGAUCAAGUAUGCAUGUGAGAGUAUUAUCGAAGACUAUGAUGAUGAUAUUAUAGCAUCUUUCAAGAAAGAACGCAAGGAUCCAAAGAAAUAUAUGUGCCGCACAACCACUGGUUUAUGCAUUGAUGAUGAUGACGAGUAUGAUGAUAGUGACGAUGAAAAUGAGACUGACAAUGAGCCCACAGAAACUGACCAUGAUGAACUUUGACUAUACUUAACAGUGUAAUAGGAAAAAUUACCUUUUGCACAUAGAAUUAUCAUGCAAAGUUAGUAGGUACUUGUAUCAAAAGUGUAUCAUUUAUGAAUUUCCAUUAAAAUGGCAAUAAGAUUCUUUUAA
Messenger RNA from Stylophora pistillata, 874 nucleotides. Its product is annotated as protein canopy homolog 2. The record is from RefSeq and is a predicted model, not a curated record. Lineage: Eukaryota; Metazoa; Cnidaria; Anthozoa; Scleractinia; Pocilloporidae. Gene Ontology annotation, cellular component: endoplasmic reticulum.